AUGGACUCAGUUCUCUGUGAUGAGUUGCUUCAGGAAAUCUUCCACCGCCUUCCGCCGCUGUGUUCCGCCAAAGUCUCCCUCGUUUGCAAGCGGUGGCUCCGCCUCCUCCGAUCAUCCACCUCCUCCCUUACUCUCUACUUCAGCCCCACUUCAUACAAUUCCACCACCAUUAAUUCACUUUCAUCCUUUCUAAGCGAACACCCUUGUCUUUUUUCACUAUCUCUUACCCUCCCCACCGACUGCCCCACCUCCUCAGCCGUUCAUGUCCUCCUUUGUGCAGCUGCUUCUUGCCCCAAUCUCAGGCUCCUCCGAUUUCUGAGCACCCCAGUAUCGCCCUUCUCUCUGUUCAACCUCUCCAAUUCGUGUAAUCACCUCUCUUCUCUCACUAUCUCUCUCUCUAGACCCCUCUAUUUCCAUUGGGUUAAGUUUUUCAACUCUCUAAAACACCUUUCCCUCUUUCUUGCAAACCCUUCAACUCAAUUUAAUUCACUUUAUGUCAAUGAAAUGAACGAAAUUCUUGAUGUUGAACUGGGUUUAGAGAGUCUCUCUUUAUCCGGUAUUCGACCGGGGGAUUUUGGGCUUAAUUUUCUAUGGAGAAACUGUAAGAGCAUCAAAAAACUUCAGCUGAAGAGCUGUGAAAGUUUGGGUGAUAACGCUUCUUUUUUGGGUUUCAUUAUGCGUCAAAAGGGUCUUCAAGAAGUGGAAUUGAGAACUUGUAGGAGUAUUGUUGAUGGGGUUCUGAUGAAAUUGGCUGAGAAUUGCAUUUCUUUGGAUUUUCUGUUGGUUUACGAUGGUGGUGGUAGCGAAGGUUUGCAUCAAUUCAUAAGUCAAAACAAAUGUAAAUUGAGAAAACUUGAUUUUCGGUUGCCUCUUGAUCUUUAUGACGGUCAUUUGAUUGCCAUAUCCGAGAAUCUGAAUUUUAGGAGUUUGGUGAGUUUAAGGUUGCAAAGUUGCUGUCUUGUUACUGGUGAGGGAUUAAAGGCUCUUGGGAGGGUUAUGGGCAAUGUGCUUGAAGAACUUGCAUUGAUUAAUUGCGAUAUUGUGGAGAGAGAAUCCGGGCUAUUGACCACUUUAGGACAGGAUUUGAAGAGGUUAAGGAAAUUAGACUUGUCUUAUAAUGAAAUGUUGCUCGACAGGGAGUUCAUAUCAAUGCUCGUUUCUUGUAAUUGCUUGAGUGAACUUAAAUUGAGGGGUUGUAAUAGGUUGACUAGCUUAUCGGUGAAUUCGAUGAUUAGGAACUGUAAAUUGUUGCAGAGCGUUGAUAUAACAUCCUGUUGCGGGAUCGAGGUGGAGGCAGUUGAAUUAUUUCUGUUGAACACCCCGCAGUUGAGAAAAGUGCAAGUCGAGCAAAGCAAAAUUUCCAAUGUUGCGAGAACAUGGUUGAUGAAUAAAUUCAUCGAGGUGGUAGCUUGA
Messenger RNA from Fraxinus pennsylvanica, 1413 nucleotides. NCBI's taxonomy places the organism in Eukaryota, Viridiplantae, Streptophyta, Magnoliopsida, Lamiales, Oleaceae. The record is from the annotation of a GenBank genome assembly.